GUCUGCUUUGUCAAAAGUUAGCUAAUUAAUAAUUUGCUACUUUACCAACUUCUCCGAUCACCUCCCGUUCCCAAAAUGACAACCAGCAUCCACAUCACCGCCCUAGACGGCAUCGUGAACGUGAACUCGCUCUUCACCCUAGCCGUCUUCAUCGGGCUGACCUGGAGCCCCACCGACCCCUCCAACAGCCUCGUCGUGGACCAAACCUGCAUCCCCGGCUCCUCCAUCGCCGAGAACCUCGUGGCCUUCCACGUGUACUCCUUCAGCUCCUUCCUCUUCUCCAGCCUCAUCGCCCUGGGCCUCAAGCAGGCCAUCCGGAUCUCCAGGAGCCCAACCUACCGCCCACCCGUCGAGUUCCUGGCCCAAAUCAACCGCUCGGUGGUCCGGAUCGGCAUGCUGGUCUCGGGCGUCGGCUCGUUCUGCGGGUGCGGGUUCCUGACUCUGGCUCUGGUUAAUGUGGUCCAGAUCAAGCUCGGCACUUUGUCUUGCGGCAGCUCAGCUACCUUGGGCGCUGUGGUUCCACUCGUUAUUUUGGUCCCUGUUGGGCUUCUCUUAUAUGUUUGUAUGGUUUUGUACGCUUUUAGUCGCUAAUGUUGUCCCUAGAGUUGUUUGUAUUUUCUGAAUAUUGGAGGCCUUAUUUGGAUGUCUAAUGCCAUUUUAUCUUAGUUAAUGCUUUCA
Molecule: messenger RNA, 678 nt
Organism: Alnus glutinosa
Lineage: Eukaryota; Viridiplantae; Streptophyta; Magnoliopsida; Fagales; Betulaceae
Exons: 1
Coding region: 76-591 (171 amino acids)
Source: RefSeq, a predicted model, not a curated record